Molecule: messenger RNA, 9983 nt
Organism: Cynoglossus semilaevis (tongue sole)
Lineage: Eukaryota; Metazoa; Chordata; Actinopteri; Pleuronectiformes; Cynoglossidae
Gene: setd2
Product: SET domain containing 2, histone lysine methyltransferase
Exons: 22
Coding region: 578-8455 (2625 amino acids)
Biological process (GO): regulation of DNA-templated transcription
Cellular component (GO): chromosome; nucleus
Molecular function (GO): protein binding; histone H3K36 methyltransferase activity
Source: RefSeq, a predicted model, not a curated record
AAUUUCGUUAUUUCACCAGUCUAAAUGUCAGUGUUUAAUCCAACAGCACAGGGUUCGCGCCAGCUGUAACUGCUCUGGGCACCCGCAUCAUGUGAUGUCAAACACAGCAAGUACACACUACAUGAACACCGUGAGAACUAACGUGUUAGUGGAUAAUUCCACGUCCAGAUAUAGGAGUCAAACGUGUUAUUUUUAAUCGGAUACAUGACUUGGCCAUAUUGGCUAUAUUGUGUGGCUGUUUGAUACUCAAAUAAUUCCUAAUAGCCUUGGCUAACCAUGAGCUCAUGCUAGUUCUGUAAUAUCAACACCGACCCAGGCUGAAGCUGCGGGACAGCAGUAGCAAAGCCACAGAGCCAACGUUCGUUUCCGAUAGCUCCGUAUGGAUUUGACGCCGACAUACAUGAUCGCUUGGUUUGUUUUACCGAGGGCCCACCUAUAGAGCGUUCGAAGAUGGGGGAGCCGCAUGACUUCAAACACUUUGCAGAGUGUGUCAUCACUUUAGAGGGUACACUUCUCUGAAUUGGAUUAAUCUUGGCCAGAAGCCUCUUUGGGCCAAUAGUCCUUGACAAGAUUCUCAAUGGACACUUUGCUAAGUGAGGAGGGGAGUGGUGCUUCGGUGAAGGUUGACGGUCUAUCGAAUGCAGCUCUAAUCAAAACCCUAUCUCCCAGAGUGAUGCUGUCGAAUCAUUUCUUGCCCAAAGGGACCAAGACAAAGGUCAACCUGGAGGAUCAGAGUCGUCAGAAAGUGUCCUUCAGCUUUGCACAGACCAAGAAGCCGUUGCAGAGCCCCCUCUUUACCCCUUCCAGUUCUGAAAAGCCUGCUGUCGAAUCUCUAGCUGCCUUGUCACAGUCAACCCCAGACAACGGAGGGCAGUGUACCGACAGCAAUAAUGAACAAAAGCAGACAUCGAUAGUGCCAAAACCAGCGCCAGAGACGCCUCAAAUACCACUCUCCUCGGCCACUAAAUUAAAACCUGACUUAGGAAAGAUGCAUUUCAAGAAGCAAAUUCUAAGUGUCUCUGUUUCUGAAGAUAAACCCACAUCUGUUAUACCAGAAGAGUCGCAUUCAACUGAACUACAGGUUUUGCAGAUGUCGGCAAGUGAGAGUGAGACUAAAUUCUUAACACCUCCGCUACAAAAUAUUGACAAUGUCAAUCCAUCUGAGAAUACGUAUAUUGAUUCCUCAGAGAUUAGAUUGUCCUUGAGCCUCAAGAAGUCAACUGCUUCCUCAGGAAAAGAUGGGGAUACUUCAGGCACUGCUGAAGUGGAAAACAAGAUAUCAGAAAGGAAAACCAGGCCAGAUUCUGAUGGAGAUUCAGCACACAUGUCUUCCAGUCGCCAGUCUGACUCCAAAAGCAGAACAAACUUGGAGAGCAAGGUUAAAGAUGUAAAAAAGUCUUCCUCUAGCUCACAUCUGACGGAUAAGGAAAAAUGCUCCUCUAAGCGUUCAGAGAAUUAUGAAAGGUCGUCGAGUUACUCAAAAUCAGACCGUGAUUCUAGAUAUACAUCAUCUCGAUCAGCUCGUUCAGACAAAGAACGCAGAAGGACGAGGUCAAGGUCACGAUCUCGAUCGCGUGGGCCUCGAACUAGUUCGUCUCACUCCAGAUCAGAAAGGUCCAGAGGAGACAGAGGGUCACGCUCUGAGAGGUCGUACUAUUAUGAUUCUGACCGUAGGUCACACAGAAGCUCUCCACGCAGAGAGAGGAAAUCUUCGCGAUCUCGCACUGACCGAGUGAGAGACAGUUCAGACUCGGAGGAAGACCAUAGGAAGACACGGACGAGGACAAGUGAUUCAAGCAGAUCCUCUGUCUACUCAAGUUCUCAUAAAGAGUCGAGAUCAUCUUCUUACUCAAAAUCUGAUAAGGCCUACAAGUCCAUAGAUCCUUCACAUUCUUCAGAAAUAGAUAGAAAAUCACUAUUUUUAAAAUCUGAAAGGACUUCUAAGCGGUUAUCAGACUCUGAUCAGCAGCGCAAAUGGUCACCUGAUCUAGACUCCAGUUACCGUAAAUCUAGCAUUCAUUCAAAGUCUGACAGCAGUAGCAAAUGCUCUUUCUCUAGCAUACAUACCCAUUCUAAUACAAAUGACAAAUACCAUAAAAACAGCUCCAGUGAGUCAGAGGCAGAUCACAAGGAAAAAUCACAGGCCUCUGAGAGAAGCUCUGUCUCUGAUGAGAAGAGUAAAGAUCCCCUUCAGAAAAACAAUAGAUUAGACCACAAACAGAUGACACCUUGUAGUUUUUCUUUGAAAGCCACUGGACAUGAUAGACAGUCAGACGACUUGUCUCACAGCCCUGACAAAACAUCACCCUGUCCAACCAUCGCAGACAGUUAUCGGGUUGACAGUGAGCUUUUCAAUCAGCUUCUUGAAUCGAAAGAUUCAUGUACACAGAAUGUGUUGGAAGAAUUUUCUGUUAAAAAAACAGAUGAGACUAAAUCUGGUUUUGAAGUUGUAAAUAAAAAUGCUUCCACAACAUCGAGUAAUAGCCUCAAACAUCUUGAUGCCACCCUGGAAAACUUGAACAAUGUGAAGGAUAGCCUUUCAUCCAAUAAAUGGCCACAUGUGAAUUUACAUGAACCUUCGUGCAAUAAAUCAGAUGGUGCAGUGUUAAUACAGGACAAGAAAAUUGUUGACGGUUUACCAGAGCCAAAGUCCUUACCUGGUAAAGAUGAACCUGCCAUGGAUAACAUGUAUGAGGAGACCAAAUCAGAGAUGGAUGAGCCAAAUACACUUGAAAAGGAGCCUGACACAAGUCUGCCCCUAUAUGGAGAGUCAACACAUCAGGAAAACAUGAACCCGAAUCAAGUUACUGUCAAAAAGAGUGGUGGAAAAAAGUCCAGAUGGGAUAUUGUUGGGCAGAGCUCCCACGACAGUGAUCAAUCACACAGCACGUUGAUUGCAGAGAGUAAAACUACUGCUAUUAAAGUGAUCUCUGUCAAACAAAUAGAGGUUACUACUGACAACAGCCAACAGGACUUCAAAAUUCGAGAUGACAUUCCACCGGAAACUGAAAAGUAUUUCAUGCUGGGGAAACACACUCAAAUCUCUAAGCAUGAGUGUGGUUCAGACAGCAUGUCCAUGGAUUAUUAUAACACGGAUCAAAAUGGGCCCAAUCAGACAAGAACCCAGACACAUCCAUGUGAUUUAGAAAUCAUUAGUUCUGUGAAGACAAAAACAAACGAGACUCUACACAGCAGUGAUGCGUCCCAAGUUGAUUCAACUGCAAAUCUCACCAGCUGGGAUGGAAACAAUUACACAGAGAAAUCAGCAAACGUUGAUAAUAAAAACUAUUUGGUCGAGAGGCCUUCAGCUCAUCUUGAUGCAUUACGAGGACAGAGCGAGGCAAGCGAUAGUGACAACUCAGAAUAUGACUCCGAUUGUGGGGAGGCUAUAAAACGAUUGCACUCGGUGGUGGUGGUGCCAAAGAAUUCUUCCUUAGGAUUGGAUGCACAAGACUCGGGAGCGUCUCAACGUUCUACUAAUAAUUCAGGACUACAAAGUCAUAAUUUUAGGGCUAACAUAGAGAGCCCUAACAUUACAAAUCAAAUCAGCUCGCAGAGAAGACCACUGAGUCCGUCUGUUUUAUUUGGUGGAAAUGACUCAUCCAGCAGCAGCAUGUUAUGUCAGUCCCAGAGUAACAUGAUCGAUAGCACGAGUCCCUCUGAGGGUUCCAGUGCCAUCAGUGUCCUGUCUCACGUCAGUGAUCUUUCCAGUGCCCACAGGACUGCAACAGAUUCUGCACACAGCUUUGGUCAUUUGGGACAGUAUCGAAUUGAGCAGAAACAGCAUAGCAUAAGCAACAAAACUGAAUACAUUUAUGCCCAUCACCAACUUCGGGACUUAUCCAAUAAUGACAAUUUUAGUAACAAGAAUAGAGUCAUUACAGGAUGGGGAUUUACCCAAUCAGAGCAGCCAAGUAGUACAUAUCAGCAACCUGACAGCAGUCAUGGACCACAGUUACCAAUCACUAAACUGUCAGGAAUCUCUCCCAAGGUUCAGGAACAUGAGCAGAGUAACCACCAAUGGAACCACCAAUCUCCACAUAUGCAGACAAGCAGGACACCAUACCUUCAUGCACAUGAACUUUAUCGGGAUCUGGUUGGGGAAAUUCAUCCUGAUUCCCUAACCAAUGACCAUGGUGAUUGCAGCACAGACAAAUGUUCAAAUUUAGGCAGGUCAUCUGUUGAAUCCAGGGAACCUCACACUGCAGGGUCAUCGAGCUCCGUGCAAGGUCAUGAAAUAAGUAGCAACAGCAGGGGUUCUGUUAUCCCUGACCCUCCCAGGGAUGUCAACUUUAGACCCCACAGAGGCAGGGGUCCACCCAAAAAAAGGCGUCAAGAGUUCGAGUCAGACUCGGACAACGAGGCGGAGGCUGGGCCUGCGGGAAAAAAAGAUCGCCACGGAGAUGUUGACACCACUCGGGAACCCGCUGUCAAAGCCGAGGUUUUCCGUCCGUCACUCACUCUGCAAGACUUUCAGGAUGCCCUCAGAUGGAAAGAUCAGGCCAAAUCCAAAAAGAUGCCUCCGUACUUUGACCUGAUUGAGGAAAACCUGUAUUUAACAGAGAGAAAGAAGAGCAAAUCUCACCGAGACAUCAAGAGGAUGCAGUGCGAGUGCCCAAUGUUGUCCAGAGAGGAGCGAUCGAAGGGAGCGUCAGCGUGUGGGGAAGACUGUUUAAAUCGACUGCUGAUGAUUGAAUGCUCGUCACGCUGCCUGAAUGGAGUCUACUGCUCGAAUCGUCGCUUUCAGAAUAAGCAGCAUGCAGGUUUUGAUGUUAUCCUGACAGAAGACAAGGGUUGGGGACUACGUGCAGCUAAAGACUUGACUGCAAACACCUUUGUGCUUGAAUACUGUGGUGAGGUCCUGGACCAUAAGGAGUUCAAAACAAGAGUGAAAGAAUAUGCUCGCAACAAAAACAUUCAUUAUUAUUUCAUGUCCCUGAAAAAUAACGAGAUCAUCGAUGCCACACUAAAGGGCAACUGCUCUCGGUUUAUGAACCACAGCUGUGAGCCCAACUGUGAGACCCAAAAGUGGACUGUUAAUGGCCAGCUCAGAGUUGGGUUCUUUACCACCAAGGCUGUCAGUGCAGGAACUGAACUGACAUUUGAUUAUCAGUUUCAGAGAUACGGCAAAGAGGCACAGAAAUGCUUCUGCGGUGCAUCCAGCUGCAGAGGCUUCCUGGGUGGAGAAAACCGCGUCAGUGUUCGAGCUGCUGGAGGAAAGAUGAAGAAAGACCGCAAUCGAAAGAGUGCCCUGACCACGGUUGAUGAAGAACUGGAGGUGUUACUGGAGAAUGGAGAAGGCCUGUAUGAUGAGAAGCAGGUGGUGUCUCUCUGCAGACUCAUGGUUCGAGUGGAAACAUUUGAGCAGAAGCUCACCUGUCUCAAGCUUAUCCGAGACACCCAAAAUCCAUCGUGCCUGAAGCAGUUCUUGGACCACCAUGGAUUGUCUUUGCUGUGGAUUCUUAUGGUGGAGCUUUCUGAAGCUAAAGGCAACAGCGUCAAUAACAUCAAACUGCAGUCAGAGAUUAUGAAGGCUCUGGCCGUCCUUCCCAUCUCUACUAAGAACAUGCUGGAGGAGAGCAGGGUCUUGACCUUCAUUCAACGAUGGGCCCAGACUAAAGCUCUCCCUCAACCUGCUGAGAUGGACGGCUAUUCCAGCGAAAACACCUCCCGUGCUCAAACGCCCCUUAACACCCCAGAUGGUUCCUCGGCCAAAAUGGGCCCAGAUCUGGAUGUCGACAGCUCCAAACCCGCUGUGUACCGCCGCCUCAAAAUCAUUAGCGAAAACAGUCUGGACAGCGCACUGUCUGACGCCAGCAAAGCAUCUGACGGUAAGGAGGACGAGGAGGAGGACGACGAGGAAGAAGAUGACUCCUCACAAACUGGAGCUUCUGAGAGCAAAGAGCUUAAGUCAGAGCCACUCUGUGAAACUUCAGAUCCAACAAAAGAUGCUGUUGAAGAUUCAGAGGAGAAGGACAAGAACCAGCAGGAGGAAUCACUGUCCUCAACCAACCAGGAUCAAUCUCAGAAUCAGGAAAUAGAAAUACGGUUGAAUGUGAACACAGAAGACGAGAACACAGAGAGCAAGGACUCAACACCUGAGGACCUGAAAGAUGGAGACCUGAAGGAUGUAGACCUGAAAGAUGGGGAUCUAAAGGAUGGAGACCUGAAGGAUGGGGAUCUAAAAGAUGGAGACCUGAAGGAUGAAGACCUAAAGGAUGGAGAUCUGAAGGAACAUUUAGUGGAACAGAGUAUUUUGCCAGUGUCAGAGAGCACAGAAAUUGAAAGUGACCAGCCUGCUGUUAAAUGUCCAGAGUUGGAGAACGAGUCCAUCCAAACAGAUGUUACCGAUCAUUUGAAUGAGCAGCCAUCAGAACAGAUGGAAGUGCAGUCGGAAUCACAAGAGACUGACAAAGCUCCUCUUAGCAGCAAUCCACAACCUGGUGAAUCCACUGCUGAUAUCCCCCAAAACUCUGCGAUCCCAGAGACCAGUAUGCCUUCAGAGAUCCCACUGGCCCCCAUAGAUCCAUCUGUGAUCGGAACUCCUUCUCAAGAUGAGGAGGAAGGUGUCUCAGAUGUAGAGAGCGAAAGGAGCCAAGAGCCGCAGCUUACUACUGUGGAUAUUUGUGGCAUGGCUGCCAGGCUACUGGACAGUUGGAAGGAUCUAAAAGAAGUGUACAGAAUACCAAAGAAGAGUCAAGUGGAGAAAGAGCCAAGUGAUCGCAGCAGAGACAGAGACACCGCUUUGACACCACGCGCAACAUCUGGUAGCAGAGAACGUGAAAGGGAGCGAGAGAGGGAGAGAGACCGUGAGCGGGAUUAUGACCGUGAUCGAGACUGGGACCGAGACAGGGAUAGAGAGCGUGAUCGUGACCGAGGCUCAGAAAAAGCACUCCGCAGCGCAGAAAGACGGAGAAGGCGAUCUGUUUCCCCGCCACCAUCUUCCUCAUCAUCUUCAUACGAGAGAAGCAGUCGUCGCACUGAGGAACGGUUUGAUCCAGCUAGCAAUAGCAAGACACCAAGGGGAGUCGGGGGCAAGGAGCGCAAUAAGUUGUCAACAGAAGAACGCAGAAAACUGUUUGAGCAGGAGGUGGCUCAAAAGGAAGCCCAGAAACAACAACAACAACAACAACUUCAGCAGCAGCAACAACAGCAGCUUCAAACUAUGGCUUAUGACCCUAAUCUGGCCUACGCCUCCAGCUCUGGGUUUAUACACUACCCCCCUGGAUAUCCAAUCCAGACCUUUGUGGAUCCAACAAACCCAAAUGCAGGCAAAGUGCUGCUCCCCACCCCAUCUGUUGACCCGGCCUUGAGCUACGAUCAGACCCCUGCUCCGCAGCAGCUUCUGUCAGACAUGGCCCUGACCUCUCCGUCCUCCACCUCCCAGGCCACUUCAGUUUCAAGUCUGUCUCACCACAUCACAACCACCAGCAUCACAGCUGGGACCCCUCAGCAGCAGCAGUAUGCGCCGACAAAUGUAGCAACCCAGGACGGGGGUGUAGCUGUCCUCUCUGUCGCCGCACAAACUGCCCCCCAGGUACAGAGCCAGCAGAGCUACACCACUCUCUGGGACCCCAACACUCAGCAGACUGUGACUGUGCAGACGCAGCCAACUCAGCAGUAUGCCACAGCCCCAGCACAGGCCCAGGCACAGACAGCUAUUUAUUACCAAGGUCAGCCGUGCCAAACCAUCUACAGUAUCCCCACUGCUUACCCCCAGGCCAACACUCCAGUCAUUCAGGCUUACACUGAAUCUACAGCCAGCUACCUUCAUGGCCAGCCUGUAUAUCCUGGCCAUCAGCAGGGAGUGGUGGUGCAGCAGGGAGGCACCGUCACCACCAUUGUCACAUCCCAAACUGUGCAGCAGGAAAUGAUUGUACCCAACAAUGUGAUAGACCUUCCUCCACCUUCUCCCCCCAAACCCAAAACCAUUGUCCUACCUCCUAACUGGAAAGUCGCCCGGGACCCUGAAGGCAAGAUCUACUACUACCACAUCGUCACAAGGCAAACACAGUGGGAUCCUCCGACAUGGGAAGGAAGCACCGACAACACUAGUGUGGACCACGAAUCUGAGAUGGACCUGGGAACGCCCACGUACGACGAAAACCCUUCCAAGUUCUCCACAAAGACAGCUGAGGCGGACACUUCCAGUGAGCUGGCUAAAAAGAGUAAAGAGACGUUUCGCAAAGAGAUGUCCCAGUUCAUCGUGCAGUGUCUAAAUCCUUACCGAAAGCCAGACUGCAAAUUGGGACGUAUCAGCAACACGGAGGACUUCAAACACUUGGCUCGGAAGCUCACUCAUGGAGUAAUGAACAAGGAGCUGAAGGCGUGCACCAACCCCGAGGACCUGGAGUGUAACGAGAAUGUCAAGCACAAGACUAAGGAGUACAUCAAGAAGUACAUGCAGAGAUUCGGCUCUGUGUACCGGCCUAAGGAAGACACGGACGUGUAUUAGCCCCCCCCCUCGCCCCCAAGAGGCCACUCAUGCUUUGCAUUAACACAGGAGAAGCAGAGGUUCUGUUCACUCCUCCACCUACGGACCGAUGGCCCUGAAGCGUGAAGUAGUUUCUUAGCUGUAUCUAUGACUAAGAAUAAGAAUUGCACUGCUGCCCGAGGAGCUCUCCAGGCCACAUGGAUCAAGAGAAAGCCCUUUUUCUGAAGACUGUCAGAGAAUCCAGUGCUGCUGCCGUACAGCCUGAGUGUCCAUGUCCAUGUGCAGUGUUCUCAGCAGAAACACUGAGGGGUGCUAAAGAGACUCAACUGAACUCACUGAACGUUUGAUUUUAAGCAUUUUUUGUUUGUUUUUCAUUUGUGGCUCUUAAAAGGUUCUCAAGAUGUUCACCUCAAUUCCACUUUUUUAACUCUACUGUUUCACUCAGCUGGAACUCCUUUGUUAUCAGGUGUAUCCAUUUAUUUAAUUUCCAAUUUUUCCAAAACGUACCUCUGACAGACCCCCACAAUCCACGCCACGUAUCUCGUAUGUGGUGCUGCUUUAAACAGAGGUCUGGAGGUCUGCCCCCCCCACUCCUCAUCUCUGUUCUUAGGUGAUAGCAUGAUGUAAGCUAAAGUUAGCAGGAGCUGGAAUAAAGGAAAAUUCCUGUUUUCAUCGUCCCUACUUCAAGUCGUACAGUCAGACUGGGACAAGCUUUUUAGUUGCGUUACUCCAGAAGAUGUGCAAACAGGUUAGAGACUUGUUUUAUGAAUAAUGUGAUGUCGUUAAUAAUGGGUGCAGGGUUUGAAAGUCAUGUUUGAUGUGCUCUUUAGCCUCGUGUCAGUUUUGUUCCGCAUUUCCUGUCCACACCUUAGUUUCCUCCUCUUAUAGGACUAGCUACGGUAUAGCUCUAAAGCGAAGGUCGUAGGCAGACACUUUUAACAGUUUCUGCUCAUUAAACCUGUUCUGCGUUUUUUUUUUUAAAUAAACUUUUUUUUUUCAUGAUUUAACUCAAUGUUACAUAAGAUAUUUCCAAUGGGCAGAGCAGUCUGAGUACUAGGUUACCGAUUUGUGGCAGCCUAUUUAAUUGCAUUAAACAAAGUUUCACCAUGUGUACAUUGCUUUAUAUGUGAAUAUAUUGAGAAGUAGUUUUGGGGGUGUUUAAAUAAGCAGACACUUUGUUUAAGGACUAUCAUUUCAUAAUUGAAAGUGUAAAUAAUGUGUUUAAUUACCAAAGCUGAACACGGGAGACCAGGGUAGGGAGCACCCUGUGCCCACCUGUCCCCACUAGCUCAGCCCACGUGAUGCAGUGUCCGCCUCAGUCUGAUUAACUUAGGAGCCCACUGACUCACAGUCCUCUAUUUUAUUUCAGUGGUGGGGGUGAUUUCCCAUAUUUUUUUCUUCUUUUUUUAAUAUUUGUUCUUAUUUUUCUAUGUACAAAGUAUGUUUUCACCCUAAUCUACUGUAAGUAUUGUGUAAGCACAUUGUCAUACUGAGUGUACAAACAUUUUAAAAGAUAAUAAACUUUUUUUUGUAAAAUUACAUACAUAAA